GCACUCGCGCACAGCAGCGCAAAGUAUGAGCGACUCGCUGCCGCCGAGCGUUGCGUCGCGCUGCCGUUGAACGUUAAUCCACGGGAAUCUGCGAUCGGUUAAUCGGGCAUCUGGAAUCGCCCGGAAGAUGCGUUCCCAAGAGUGAGAAGUCGGACCCAGGAGAGGAGAGCGCGUCAGAUAAGGAUCCGAGGUGGCAGGUUGCAGGCGAGCGCAGUUCCAGAAGAUGUGGCCGCUAAUCUUGGCGAUCCUCUUGGCGAGUAGCGGCACUCGGUACGCCCAGGAAACACCGGAAUCGACGGGCCCGCCCUGGAGCAGGUUCGACGACAGAGAAGGCAGAGAUCGCGACCCCGGAACGGGCUUCGGGUACUCGUGGAAUCCUGGCACCCAGAAUGACAACGUCAUCAUCAAGGAAGCGAGCUACUUCGUGGUGGCUUCGCGGAUGGUGCGGCCAGGUCAAAUCUACCGGGUGGCGGCGAACGUGCUGCGGAGCCCCUUUCCGAUGACGGUGCGGGCCUCCAUUCAGAGGAACGGCGUGGAGAUCGCGGCGGACCACCAGGAGGUGAAGGAGGGCAUCCCGGAGACCCUGUCGAUGAGGAUGCCGCCGACCUCGGUCCGGGGCUCCUAUCGGCUGCGCGUCGAGGGGAUGUACAACGGGCUGACCGGAGGUCAGGCCUUCCUCAACGAGACGGCCUUGACGUACUCCCAGCGCUCGAUGACGAUCUUCGUGCAGAUGGACAAGCCGGUGUACAUGCAGGGCCAGACGGUGCGGUUCCGCGCGGUGCCCAUCGACACCGAGCUCAAGGCCUUCAACAACCCCAUCGACGUGUACAUGCUGGACCCCUACAGGAGGAUCAUGCGCCGGUGGCUGAGCAGACAGAGCAACCUGGGGACGGUGUCGCUGACGUACCAGCUGUCGGACCAGCCGGUCUUCGGCGAGUGGACCAUCCAGAUCGUGGCCCAGAGCCAGGUGGAGGAGAAGAGCUUCCUGGUCGAGGAGUACUACCAGACGAGGUUCGAGGUCAACGUGACCAUGCCGGCCUUCUUCUUCGACACGGACCCCUACCUGCACGGGGUGAUCAUGGCCAACUACACCUCGGGCGCCCCCGUCCGGGGCAACCUGACCCUCAAGGCCAGUUUCGCGUCUCUGAACCGGGCGCAUCUGACGUCCGCCCAGGUCGAAAUCCCCGACAAGCACUUCAAUUUCAACGAGCACUACCCCGCGUGGUUUCACCAGGUGGACGCGUACGACGAUCGGACGCCGGUGCUCAGGUUCUUCAACGGCACCUAUCACUUCCGCUACCCUAUGUCCGAGCUGCUGCAGUUCGCUCCCUCGGAGCAUGGCAUGGAGGUGACGGUGACGGCGACGGUCGGCGAGCGGUUCCUCGACGAGGUGAUCGUGGGCUACUCGACCGCGCGCAUCUUCAACUCGAGCAUCAAGGUGCACUUCCUGGGGGGCUCGCCGCAGGUCUUCAAGCCGGCCAUGCCGUUCUCGGUGAACCUGGUGGCGUCCUUCCACGACGGCUCGCCGCUGCGGCGCAGCCAGCUGGCGAACGCGCGGAUGGAGCUGCGGACGGAGCUGGAGACGAGGGGCGGCGGCGGUCGCCGUUCGCUGGAGACGGAGGUGCUGCGCGCCUCCGCCGAGCACGAGGCGGUCUGGUCGCUGAGGGUCGACCUAAGGAAGCGGCUCGGCCUGGAGGAGCAGCCCCUGCGGGCCCGGCAGACCCUCGACGAGAUCGUCUCCAUGAAGAUCUACGCCGAGCUGACGGACGGCGAGGGGAACCGCGCCCGGAGCGAGCUGCUGCUGCUGUCCCACGUGUCGCCCGAGAACCGGCACAUCAAGAUCCUGACAUCGACCGAGCGUCCCAAGGUCGGCGACUACAUGAUUCUGCACGUGCGGGCCAACUUCUACCUGGAGACGUUCGACUACCUGAUCCUGUCGAAGGGCACCGUCCUGCUCCACGGCCAGGAGAGUCUGGAGCACGGGGGCGCCAAGACGAUCGCGGUGCCGCUCGGCCCGGAGAUGGCGCCCGUCGCGACGGCGGUCGUCUACCACGUGGGGCGCCGCGGCGAGGUCGUCGUCGACUCUCUCACCUUCCCGGUGAACGGGCUCUCGCGUAACAACUUCACGGUCCUGAUUAACAACCGGAAGGCGCGCACCGGCGAGAGGGUCGAGGUGGCCAUCUACGGGGAGCCCGGCGCCUUCGUCGCCCUCUCGGGCAUCGACCGGGCCUUCUACGCCAUGCAGGCCGGCAACGAGCUGACCUACGCCAACGUCGUGGCCAAGAUGGCGCACUUCGGCGAGGAGACGAACGGCACGCACUCGCACUCCUGGGUCUUCCACGAGGGCGACCCCGACGAGGUGGUGCACUUCCCCUCGUCGACCUACGGGGUGGACGCGAACCGGACCUUCGAGUACGUGGGGCUGGUGGUGUUCACGGACGCGCUGGUCUACCGGCGACCCGAGGUGUGCAACCGCACCCAGGGCCAGGCCGAGUGUCUCAGCGGCCGCUGCUACCGGGCGGAGAAGCGCUGCGACGGCGUGGCCGACUGCGAGGACGCCACCGACGAGGCUGGCUGUCCGGCCGGGAACGCGACCGAGCUGUCCGAGUUCCGGAAGCGACGCUUCAACCGGGUGCAGCGGCAGUACGACAACGCGUGGCUGUGGCGCGACGUCAACAUCGGGCCCCACGGCAGGCAGAUCUUCGAGGUCGACGUGCCGCGCCGGCCGGUGCACUGGAUGGUCACGGCCUUCGGGGUGAGCCCGACCGCCGGCUUCGGCAUGCUGCCCAGGGCGCUCGGCUACACCGGGGUGUUGCCCUUCUUCAUCAACGUGGAAAUGCCCGAGCGCAGCCGGCAGGGCGAGCAGGUCGGAGUGCGCGUCUCGGUCUUCAACUACAUGGAGCACGACGUGGAGGCGACGGUCGGCCUGGCCGGGUCGCCCGACUACAAGUUCGUCCACGUCGAGGAGAACGGGUACGUGCAGUCGUACCGGCCGCGCACCUCCUUUGGGGAGCACCAGUUCUUCGUGUGGAUCCGCGCCCAGGACGCGGCGGUGGUGUACCUGCCGGUGGUGCCGGUGCGGCUGGGCGACGUCGAGGUGACCGUCUACGCCAGGACCCUGGUGGGCAGCGACCGAGUGACCCGGGUGCUGCGCGUCGAGCCGGACGGCCUGCCGCAGUACCGGCACCAGUCGGUCCUCCUCGACCUCAGCAACCGGGCCUUCGUCUUCCAGUACAUGCACGUCAACGUGACCGAGACGCCCCUCAUUCCCUACGACGAGGAGCGCUACUACGUCUUCGGCUCGAACCGCGCCGUCGUGACGGUGGUCGGCGACGUCGUGGGCCCGGUCUUCCCGACCAUGCCCGUCAACGCCACCAGCAUGCUUAACCUGCCGAUGGACUGCGCCGAGCAGAACAUGUUCGGCUUCGCCGCCAACAUGUACACGACCCUGUACAUGCGGCUGGUGAACCAGCGGAACCGCACGCAGGAGAAGGAGUCGUUCUACCACAUGAACAUCGGGUACCAGCGGCAGCUCUCCUUCCUGAACCCGGACGGCUCGUUCGGGCCGUUCCGCAGCGACUGGAACCGCACGUCGCCGAGCGUCUGGCUGACGGCCUUCUGCGCGCGCGUCUUCCAGGAGGCGAGCUUCUACGAGUGGGAGAACUACCUCUACAUCGACCCCGAGGUGAUCGCGCGGGCCGUCUCCUGGGUGCUGGACCACCAGACCGAGAAGGGCUCCUUCUACGAGGUGGGCGGGCUGCCCGACCGCAAGGUCAACGGCUCGCUGCUGGGCCGCGGCCAGGACGACCCGGUGGCGCGCCGCAACGUCAGCCUGACCGCCCACGCGCUCAUCACCCUGGAGACGGUGCGCGACAUCUCCGGCGGCCUGGGCUCGAGGAUCGCCCUGGGCGCCGCCAACGCCGUUCGCUGGCUCGAACAGAACCUGCGCCUCCUGGAGGAGCACGGCCGGCCCUACGACGUGGCCAUCGUCGCCUACGCGCUCAUGCUGGCCAAGGCCUCCACGGCCGAGCAGGCCUUCCGGUUGCUGACUCGCCACGCCCGCAGCGACGGCGGCCUCACCUACUGGGCCAGGGAGGCCGUCCCUCUGCCCCCCUACAAGCUCGAGAACCAGAAGCCCUUCCUGCUGCCGAGGCUGCCCUACGAGUUCGACGCCGAGAACGUCGAGACGACCGCCUACGCCCUCCUGGUGCACGUCGCGCGCCAGGAGGUCGCCGUCGAGCCCAUCGUCCGGUGGCUCAACGCGCAGCGCCUCACCGACGCCGGAUGGGCCUCCACCCAGGACUCCGUCUGGGCCAUGAAGGCCCUCAUGGACUACACGGUGCGCUCGCGGAUCCGCGACGUCAGCUCGCUCGCCGUCACCGUGGAGGCCACCGCCCUGCCCGGCCAGGUGCGCACCCUGCGCGUCGACGAGCGCAACCUGGCGCGCCUGCAGCGCGUCGAGAUCCCCGAGGCCUGGGGCACCGUCAAGGUGCAGGCCAAGGGCGCCGGCUACGCCAUCCUCCAGAUGUCCGUCCAGUACAACGUCGACACCCGCCGCUUCCAGACCCAGCCGCCCGUCCGCUGCUUCGACCUCCGCACCAGGGCCAAUUUCCACGGGAGGAACCAGUCGCGCAUCACCUACACCUCCUGCCAGCGGUGGACCAACCUCCGCGAGUCGCCGCGCUCCGGCAUGGCCGUCCUCGACGUCGCCGUGCCCACCGGCUACAUAGUCCAGCAGCAGACCCUCGACGCCUACGUCCUCGCCAACCGCGCCCGGAACCUCCAGCGCGCCCGAUUCCUGCCCACCAAGGUGCUCUUCUACUUCGACUUCCUCGACGAGGAGGAGACCUGCGUCGACUUCACCCUCGAGCGCUGGAUGCCCGUCGCCAACAUGUCCCGGUACCUGCCGAUCCGCGUCUACGACUACUACGCCCCCGAACGAUUCAACGAGUCCAUCUUUGACUCCUUGCCGACGUAUCUCCUCAACAUCUGCGAGGUCUGCGGCAGCUCCCAGUGCCCGUACUGUUACAUCUACAACGCCGCGACCCUCUUGGUCGCUCCGACCAACCCGCUUCUCCUGGUGUCGGUCCUCCUCGCCACCGUCGUCUACCUGAAGACGCAGCACUGCGGCGCCGGAUAACCGUCCGUCCAUUCCUCGCGACGUCCACGCGGUCAACGCGGUUACCCUGGUUACCCCGAAGGAAGGAAAGCGAAGAGAUUCGCGACGCCAAAGCCGACCGCGCCGGAGGUCAAAGGGUGUCAAGUACAAACGCGACCUCCCCCGCACCGCGGGGGAGGGAAUCUUUUUAAACCUCGAGGAAGGUUCGCCGGCUCCGGUUCGGUACCACCGCCCUACCGCGAGGGCGAGCCGUCCCCUCGAACCGUGCCUUAUCGAGUAGGGACGAGAAAAGUCGCACCUGCUGCUAAACAAUUGUAAAUAGUAGAAGGGGUCGCGUACCCUGGGAAAGCGCUGCCUCCGCGAAAUAGGAACGCGACAAUGACUUCUUGCACCCUUGCGGUUCUGGGGACGUUGCACGACGCGUCACCAGGGUGUCCCUUGGGUUUCAGCUAGGAGGCUUUCUGGAUUUUACCACGAGACGACCGCUACGAAUUUUUUAUGCCGUUUUUAUCUUUGUUCGUGCAAUGUCCCCGUUAUGUUAAUUAGCAACGACGAGAGUUACGUGUAAUCGUUUCACGCGUUAAAGGUCUAUUUUGCUAUUUAGUACUAAUGCCAGUUCAUCCAGAUACUUAGGACGUUAAGUUAAACUUAAAUGUAAUUACUUGCGACAAGGACGAGCUCUCGAAGGAUUUCUAAACUCUGAUUCCUUUUAAUCCUCGUAUUGCACGAAACUAUAUUGUUUUUUAAUCGUCGAUCUUUCGAGAGCACGUCUCGCGUCUUUCUCUUACUCUUACGAAGCCGUCCAUGCGAGCCAUUCCGUUCUCGAAUUUUUUUUAACUUUAUACCUGUUUUAUAUAUAUAUACAUAUCUUUUAAUAUAUGUAUACAUUUUAGAAGUACCGUCGGUUAUGGCGUUGUUUAGACCGUUGCACGACUACGUUCAGCCGUUAAGGCAGUCGAUGUAAAAAUUAAAGACAGCUGUUUGCACUUUCUUCGUAUCUUGCUAAAGAUGCGACUCGUCGACGGUGGACGUUUUUACGACGUCCCAAGUGCGACGCGAAUGUGAUGCACGCGUUACGUGACAACGGGCACUGAAUUGAGAAUUUUUAACGACACGUUACACAUCUGAAAAAGUUUUUAUAAUCUUUGUAUAAAUAAACUAUUGAAACAUUC
Molecule: messenger RNA, 6291 nt
Organism: Orussus abietinus
Lineage: Eukaryota; Metazoa; Arthropoda; Insecta; Hymenoptera; Orussidae
Gene: Mcr
Product: CD109 antigen
Exons: 4
Coding region: 224-5140 (1638 amino acids)
Cellular component (GO): extracellular region
Molecular function (GO): endopeptidase inhibitor activity; protein binding
Source: RefSeq, a predicted model, not a curated record